CUGUAAUUUCCUUCCGAUGUGGAGCUUUGCAGGUCAGAACUGUUCCGGAGGUUUUUCAGCGUCCGAUUGUUUCCCAUUGAGCUUCGCGUUAUGGAUGCUUGCGUUGGCUUGCUGGAUUCCGCCGACUGGAAAAGUUGAGAAAAUGACUCAUCACUCAUGUGGAUCCAGUUAAACCUGUGUAUGUUGGAGAGUCCCCCCAG
This is a messenger RNA of Linum tenue, 200 nucleotides long. The record is from the annotation of a GenBank genome assembly. Lineage: Eukaryota; Viridiplantae; Streptophyta; Magnoliopsida; Malpighiales; Linaceae.